Messenger RNA from Durio zibethinus, 544 nucleotides. Its product is annotated as small ribosomal subunit protein eS17x-like. NCBI's taxonomy places the organism in Eukaryota, Viridiplantae, Streptophyta, Magnoliopsida, Malvales, Malvaceae. Gene Ontology annotation, biological process: translation. Gene Ontology annotation, molecular function: structural constituent of ribosome. The record is from RefSeq and is a predicted model, not a curated record. Gene Ontology annotation, cellular component: ribosome.
AGAGGUUUUUAUUUAUAUACUUUAUCUUUAUUUCUCCCCGUUCUAACUCUGAAGCCCAGAGUCAUACUAGAUUCGUUUUUCUUCCUCUUCUCUUUGCCAGAGCAGCUAACUAUCUGAGAUGGGUCGUGUUCGCACUAAGACUGUGAAGAAAUCCUCACGUCAGGUCAUUGAGAAGUACUACUCUCGCAUGACCUUGGACUUCCACACCAACAAGAAGAUUGUUGCGGAGUUUGCUCUCAUUCCUACAAAGCACCUUCGGAACAAGAUUGCUGGCUUCUCUACCCACUUGAUGAAGCAGGUUCAGAAGGGUCCGGUUCGUGACAUCUCACUCAAGCUUCAAGAAGAAGAGCGUGAGCGUCGCAUGGACUUUGUUCCCGAUGAGUCAGCUAUUAAGACCAAUGAAAUUAAGGUCGACAAGGAGACUCUUGACAUGCUUUCUGCUCUUGACAUGGCUGAUAUUCCGGGUCUUGUUGAAGUUGAACCACAGGCUUUGAUUGCUCCCCCAGUUUUUGGUCGCCCAGGUGGUGCUGGUAGGAGAUUUUAA